UAACCCAACUCCAUGGUGGCCACCUCUUGGUUGCCCACAUCUAACUCAUGCCCACCAAGUCCCAUUGGCCAACUCCUGGUUGCCCUCUGUUGGUUGCCCACCCCCAACUCACAGUGGCCACCUCUCAGUGUCCUCCAUCCACCCGCUUUCUGUCCCCACCACAGGACUCAGGCUGCUGGGGGGCCCACCUGAACCGGCAGCCGAAGGACCCUGGGACACGGCACCACCAACGGGCGUCGGCACCAGCACAGCUCUAUGGGAUGAGGCUGAAGGCCAACCUGGGCGCAGCCCUACAGGAGACGCCAUGGGUGCUCAGGAGGAGCCUGGCCCCCAGGAGGAAACCCACGGCACAGCGUGGUGAGCAGGCCGCCUCCACCACUGCCAUGGGCGAUGGCACUGAUGGUGGCGAUGGCGGUGAUGGUGGCAAUGGCAGUGAACCGACCGACGUCCUCCCCGCCGCCGUGCGCCGGCUGGCGCCGCUCAUCCUGGCCGCAGGGCCGAGGCCCCGUCCCCCAGCGGAGCGAUUCCAGCAGCUGAAGGAGACGGUGGCGCGGAGGUUGGGGUCGCUCGAUCCCAGGUGGCUGCAGCGGUGCCAGGGGACAGCGGAAUGCCAAGAGGGGACGCCUGGAUCCUCCGAGGAGGCACUGGGAUGUGGAAUGGGGACAGUGGGACGGGAAGAGGGGUCGCCAAGACCUGAAAUGGGGACACUGGGACAGGAAGAGGGGACAAGAGCUGGAGUGUGGACACCAGGACAGGAAGAGGGGAUGUUGGGACCUGGAGCAAGGACACGAAAACUUGAAGAGGGGACCCUGGGACCCAAAAUGGGGACGCCAGAGCACAAAGAGGGGACAUUAGGAUGUGAAAUGGGGACAAGAGCUGGCAUGAGGGCAUGGAAAUGUGAAAUGGGGACACUGGGACCUGAAAUGGGGACAGUGGGACGUGAAGAGGGGAUGCCAAGAUCUGGAGUGGAGACACCAGGACACGAAGAGGGGAUGCUGGGACACAACGUGGGGACACUGAGACCCAGGAGGGGGACAACGAGACGCAAAGAGGGGACAGUGGGAUGUGAAGAGGGGAUGCUGGGAGUGGCAGUGGGGCUGCCAGGACCUGAAAUGGGGACACCAGGACGCAAAGAGGUGGGAAGACAGAAGAGAGGGACACCAGGACCCGAAAUGGGGACACCAGGAGAUGAAGAGGGGACACCAGGACCUGAAAUGGGGACACCCAGACCCAAAGCGGCAUCUCAGGGUCAGAAAAGGGGGAGGCCAGGACGUGACGAGGGGACACCGGGACCCAAAGGUGACGGCUGUUGUGGCCACGUGCCCAAGGAUGGUGCCAGUGGCACGGCUGGGGACAGAGCUGCUGGUGUGAGAAAGCCCGGAGCCGCCCGUGGGAAGAGGCCAUGCCCAGAGGACGGCGGGGAGGAGCACGUGGCCACCCCAAAGCGGAGGAGGACAGCGCCAUCCCCAUCCGAAAACCUUCUGGGUGACUUCGAGGAGGAGAAGCAGCCCAGGGCACUUGGCAAAGCCAGAGCCCCUCAGCGGCCCCAUGGCAACUUUGUGCGCCUCAACCUGAAGAGCAGAUCCCACGUGCGGGGUGGCGCGCCGCGGGGAAGGCAACUCCGCAGGCAGGUGUGGAAGGAGAAGUGGCGGAAGAAAGCAGUGCGGUUUGGAGGCGGUGCAGCCCUGGGUCGGAGCUCUGAUGUUUGCUUCAGGUGCGGCGCAACCGGGCACUGGGCAGCGGCAUGCCGGGGCAGAGACACCGCUGCCCACGCACUGCCGCCAGCAGAACCUGUCCAUCCCAACGAUGAAGGAGAGGAGGAGGAGGAGGAGGACGAUCCCCUGCCCACGCUGGAGGAGGUGGCCCGCCGGACCAACACCAUUUACCGGGAGCUCCCCGCAUCGAGCGGUGACCGGGACAGAGCUGAGCUCGAGGGGCCAACCCCAUACCUGGACGUGCAGCGGCCACCCUACGAGCCCCCCACACCCCCUGCACCUGUGGAGCCCCUCUACAGCUUGGGGCUGGACGGGAAGCCACCAGAGACCCCUGGGGAGGUGCUGGACGCACUCUCGGAGCUGGGCUACAACUCAUUCCGCCCCGGCCAGGAGGUGGCCAUCAUGAGGAUCCUCUCAGGGCUCUCCACCUUGGUCGUGCUCCCCACGGGGAUGGGGAAGUCACUGUGCUACCAGCUGCCUGCCUUCCUGUACCACAAACGCUCGCGGAGCAUCGCACUGGUGGUCUCCCCAUUGGUGUCGCUGAUGGAUGACCAGGUGUCGGGGCUCCCUCCGUGCCUCCGUGCCGUCUGCGUGCACUCGCAGCUGAGCCGUGGGCAGCGGGACGCAGCGGUGCAGCGCGUGCGGGAGGGCUCUGCGCAGGUGCUGCUGCUCUCCCCCGAAGCGCUGGUGGGUGCAGGUGCCUCGGGCUCCUGCUGCUUGCCCCCCGCCCACCAGCUCCCGCCCGUGGCCUUCGCCUGCAUCGACGAAGCUCACUGCGUCUCUGAGUGGUCCCACAACUUCCGUCCCUGCUACCUGCGGCUCUGCAAGGUGCUCCGGGACCACCUGGGCGUCCGCUGCUUCCUGGCUCUGACGGCCACAGCCACCCUGGCGACGGCGCGGGACGUGGCGGCACAGCUCGGCAUCCCGCAGGAGGAUGGCAUCGCCGUGCGGUGUGCCGCAGUGCCGCACAACCUGCGCCUCUCCGUGUCCGUGGAGCAGGACCGGGACCGGGCGCUCGUCACCCUGCUGCGCAGCGAGCGCUUCACCAUGCUCCGCUCCGUCAUCGUCUACUGCACGCGCCGGGAGGACACGGCCCGCGUCGCCGCGCUGCUCCGCACCUGUCUGCAGGACGUGCCGCUCGCUGACACCACACCAGGAGCCAAGAGUGGCCGCCGCCUCCCCCCUGAGCAGAUUGCGGCCGCGUACCAUGCCGGGCUGUCGGCUGCCGAGCGGCGCCGUGUGCAAGCCGCCUUCAUGCGCGGCCACCUGCGCGUGGUGGUGGCCACCGUGGCUUUCGGGAUGGGCUUGGACAAGCCGGACGUGCGCGCCGUGGUGCACUACCACAUGCCGCGCAACUUCGAGAGCUAUGUGCAGGAGAUCGGGCGCGCCGGGCGCGAUGGCAAGCCGGCACGGUGCCACCUCUUCCUGGACCCCGAGGGCUCAGACCAGCAAGAGCUGCAGCGCCACAUCUUCACCGACGCCGUGGAUUUCUUCACCAUCAAGAAGCUGGUGCGGGCUGCCUGCCCACCGUGCAAGUGCCAGGAGCUGCAGCAGCUGCACCAAGACCUGGCCACGGUGGGCGGGGAGAGGGAGGAAUGGGGGGAGGGGAGCGACAGUGAGAUGGUUGCGCUCCGGGAGGACAACGGUGACAAGGAGCGGCAGAACGGUGACAUCGGGUCGUCAGAGCAGAACGGUGAUGCUGUGACGUCAGAGCGGGAUGGUGACACCAGGACGUCAGAGCAGAACGGUGAUGCUGUGACAUCAGAGCAGAACGGUGACACCGGGACGUCAGAGCGGGACGGUGACGCUGUGACGUCACAGCGGGAUGGUGACACUGUGACAUCAGAGCAGAACGGUGAUGCUGUGACGUCAGAGCGGGACGGUGACAUUGUGACGUCAGAGUGGGAUGGUGAUGCUGUGAUGUCAGAGUGGGACGAGGAGCGACAGCGUGUCUGCUACAAACACGAGCGCGCCAUCCCCAUUGAGAGCACCGUGCAGUCCCUGGACAUGAGGGAGGAAGCCAUCGAGACACUGCUGUGCUACCUGGAGCUGCACCCGCGCCACUGGGUCGAGCUGCUGCCCCACACCUACGCGUUCUGCACCGUGCGCUGCUACGGGGGACCCCGGCAGCUCCGGGCUGCAGCACAGAGCUGUCCCCCCCUCGCUGUCGCCCUGGCCCGCGAGCGCCUUUCGGGCCAGCAUCACCUCCCCUCGUCCUCCCUGCACUUCGACGUCGUCUCGCUCAGCGACUCCAUGGGCUGGGAGCUGCCACUGGUCAAGCGCGCCCUGCGCCGCCUGCAGUGGGACCAGCACCCAGCCGGCCGUGUGCUGGUGGAGUUCUCGGAGCUCUCCUUCCACCUCCGCUCCUAUGGGGACCUGAGCGCGGCCGAGCUGGACGCCGCCUGCUCCUUCCUGCACCGCCGGGUGCUGGCCCGCCAGGAGGGGGCAUUGCGCCAGCUGCGCGCCUGCCGCCGUGCCUUCUGCAGCGUGGCCUUUCAGGGCUGUGACCCACGGCCUGAGGAGGAGGAGGAGGAGGAGCGAAGCUGCCGGCUGAAGGCACUGCUGCGGGACUACUUCGAGAAGGAGACGCACGGCAAGGCAGCGCACGGCUGCGAGAGCGAGGAGGAGGAUGAGGAGGAGGAAGGUCCUGGUGAUGUAGAUGAGAGCCGUGUCCGCGCCGACAUCCGCCGCUUCCUCUCCAUCCACCGCGACGAGAGCUUCUCGGCCCGGGCCGUGGCCCGCAUCUUCCACGGCAUUGGUAUGGCACCACCGGGAGAUGGGAUCUGGCGGGAAAUCACCCCAAAAAAUACCAUUCCCUUCCCAUUUGGGAUUCCCAACUCUUCCCAUUUGAGAUUCCCAGUGCCUCCACCCCAUCCCCCCCCGGCCCCGGCGCGCCGUGCCUCACAUCUUCCAUGGCAUCGGUACAGCACCACUGGAAGAUGGGAUCUGGGGGGAAAUCACCCCAAAAAAUACCACCCCCCCAACCCCAGUGCGCCAUGCCCUCCCGCUGAGGCUUCUCGGGGGCUGGGGGGGGGGGUGUCCCUUGGCGCAGGCAGCCCUCGUUACCCUGCUCAGAUCUACGGCCGCGACCGCCGCUUCUGGCGGCAGCACCUUGGCGUCAGCUUCCAGCGCCUCGCCCGCCUGGCAGCACAUGAGAUCCUGGCCCUGCGCUGACGGCACCGCGCUUUGCUGGGCAUCCUCGAGGUCCUCCAGGUGUGCUCAUCAUCUCCAGGACAUACCCAUGAUCCACAGGAUGUUCCCCACGGUCCUCAAGAUGUUCUCAUUGUCACCAGGACAUCUCUGUUGUCCUCAAAGUGGUUCUCAUCAUCUCCAGGACGUCCCCAGAGUCUCCAAGACAUCACUGUGGUCUAAAGGACAUUCACAUGGUCCUCAAGAUGUUCUCAUCAUCUCCAGAAUGUCCCCACGGUCUCCAGGACGUCACUGUGGACCUCAGGAUGUCCCCGUGGUCCUCAAGAUGUUCUCAUCAUCUCCAGGACAUCCCCAUGGCCCUCAGGACAUCCCCAUGGUCCUCAAGAUGUUCUCAUUGUCACCAGGACAUCACCUUGGUCCUCAAGAUGUUCUCAUUGUCACCAGGCCAUCCCUGUGGUCUUCAGGAUGUCUCCAGGGUCACCAGGACAUCCCCAUGGUCCCCAUUGCGGAGCCACCGGGCUCCCUCCAUUUUCGGAUUGUUAAUGGUGCAUUUAAUAAAUGCGAUGAUUUUUUUUUUUUGUAA
This is a messenger RNA of Numida meleagris (helmeted guineafowl), 5448 nucleotides long. RefSeq names its product RecQ like helicase 4 (gene RECQL4). The record is from RefSeq and is a predicted model, not a curated record. Bases 48 to 4889 code for a protein of 1613 amino acids. The transcript is spliced from 19 exons. Gene Ontology annotation, biological process: telomere maintenance; double-strand break repair via homologous recombination. NCBI's taxonomy places the organism in Eukaryota, Metazoa, Chordata, Aves, Galliformes, Numididae. Gene Ontology annotation, molecular function: ATP binding; nucleic acid binding; zinc ion binding. Gene Ontology annotation, cellular component: cytoplasm; chromosome; nucleus.